Molecule: messenger RNA, 1687 nt
Organism: Contarinia nasturtii (swede midge)
Lineage: Eukaryota; Metazoa; Arthropoda; Insecta; Diptera; Cecidomyiidae
Gene: Ing3
Product: inhibitor of growth protein 3
Exons: 5
Coding region: 154-1509 (451 amino acids)
Biological process (GO): regulation of DNA-templated transcription
Cellular component (GO): NuA4 histone acetyltransferase complex
Source: RefSeq, a predicted model, not a curated record
GACGCUACAGCCUCACACCAUUACAACGGCAAAAUCUACACUUUUUACAUUCUAAUAGUGAAUUACUACUUUGAAAUCAAUCAUUUUAAUUAUAAAGCAAAAACUUAAUCAAUCUUAAAUUGGAGUCACUAAAUUGAACAGAAAAAUAUAAAAAUGUUGUACCUUGAAGAUUAUUUGGAGAUGAUCGAACACUUGCCACAGGAGCUUCGAGAUCGAUUUACUGAUAUGCGUGAAAUGGACUUAACCGUCCAAAACCACAUUGAUGAAAUAGAAAAAAGAAUCCGUGGUCUAUUCUCAAGAUGUGCGCGCGGCGAAUUGCAAGGAACACAAGCCGACGAUGAAUACAACGAAAUCAGCAAAGAUUACUACAAAAUUUUGGAGGAUGCGGACGAAAAGGUCGCAUUGGCUAGUCUGAUGUACGAUCUUGUUGAUCGUUAUUUGCGUCGGCUUGAUAGUGAGUUAUUCAAAUUCAAAUGCGAGUUAGAAGCUGACCACAAUGGUAUCACAGAAAUACUGGAGAAACGAUCACUUGAACUAGAAGGAAAUAGUAGUAGUAGCAAUAGUAAUAUAAACAGUAAUAACAUAUUAAGUAAUAGUACAUCUAAUGCAAGUAAUAGUCAGAAAGAGAAUCGAUUUUUUGGUGCAAUUUCGAGUAACAUGAACACGCCACAAAAUCGCGAAAAAUACAAAGCGAGGCCAGAGAAACGACGUAACAGCAGUACAAGUGCGGCAGUUGGACCAAUAGAAAAACGUCCGGCCCUAAGUACACCCGUUUCAAAUGUUGCAACUACACCGAAUAAUACAGCUCAUUCAUCGAGUUCGUCACUUAUUCUGCCAGCAAAUACACCGACACUCCAGACGAGUGUACCAUAUAAUUUACAACACAUUGGUGCCGGUAAUGCUAUAGCAGCAGCGGCUAGCCAAGCAAUUGUUGCUACACAGCAAAUGCAACAAGGCCGGCGCACAGCAAGUUUAAAGGCAUCAUAUGAAGCGAUUCAUGGUUCAUCGACAAGUGGUUCUCAUGAAUUGUUAAUAGGACGAGAGUUGGCCGGUGCCGCUCAUAAUGCCCUUCAAGCUGUAGAACGUGAAGGCAAUACGUUAAACAAUCGACGUCAGAAAAAGAAAGUUCCUGGUUUAAAUAUACCAACGAAUGGUACACCACCUCUUCCAGUUUCACUUAGUUUAAAUGCAAACGUAUCGCAUACACCAACACCGUCAAUUUUGACCUCCACAACGGAUCCAGAAUCUCCGUCAGCGGCAAUGUUGCUUGGUGACAAUGGUCUCGUUGUUGAUCCGACCACAGAUGGAGAUUGGUCAUAUGACCCAAAUGAACCACGAUACUGUGUUUGUAACCAAGUAUCAUAUGGUGAUAUGGUCGCUUGUGAUAAUGAGGCUUGUCCAUUUGAAUGGUUCCACUAUCCAUGUGUUGGCAUCACACAGCCACCCAAAGGCAAAUGGUAUUGUCCGAAAUGUACGGCAUCGAUGAAAAGAAGAGGAAUACGUAAAUAGUUUGUAUUGUCGUUACGUAUACGUUUGGUGUAACCAAGUUCCACCGCAUAAUUACUUUUAGUAAUUGUAUCUUGUUUUUACUUUUGUUCAAAAAAGUAAAUUUCAUAGAACUCUCAUAAUAGAUUCCCAACUAAUUACAAACAAAUCAAUAAAGAAAGAAUUCUCUAAAGUGAUCAAA